This is a messenger RNA of Fopius arisanus, 6333 nucleotides long. RefSeq lists its product as uncharacterized. The coding region runs from base 364 to 5922 and encodes 1852 amino acids. Lineage: Eukaryota; Metazoa; Arthropoda; Insecta; Hymenoptera; Braconidae. The transcript is spliced from 2 exons. The record is from RefSeq and is a predicted model, not a curated record. Gene Ontology annotation, molecular function: protein binding.
UAUUAUGAAUUUGUAUUUUUAAAAACAGAUGGGAUCAUGUUAUCUCUAUUAUACAAUAAUGUUAUAAGUUAUUGGCUGCUCAACGGAAAAAGUUAAUCCACACUUUCCUAACUAAUGUGCCAUAUUUUCAAUAAUAAUAAUUCCAUAACAAUUGUAUCGUAAACAGAGAGACCCCUCGUGCAAAAUGUGAAACACUCGAAAAAAUCCAAAAAUAUAUUUCAAUUGAGGCGUCACUAAUAUAAAGUGGUUGGACAUUGAGUCUCUACUCUUUUAGCUGUUUUUUGUUUCUUCAUUCUCAUUGAUUUAUUAACCAUAAGUGUUUUAACAAAAUUGUUUUGACGUUAAAAGCAAAAGCCAGUAAUAAUGGAAGCAUUAUUGCCAUCAGAAAUAGCUCGACUGAUUCUCGGUUACUUGGAGGAAGAGAACUGCCAGGCAGUGGCAAAAAUGUUUCUGGAGAGCUCGCCAUUACUUCGUGAAUGCCACAAUGUAGUUCGGAAAGGAGGAAAAUUCACAAGAAAAGUUAAUGGUGUGACUCUGAUGACCUUAUUGGACAAAUACUGUGCAAUUCAUGCAUUGGUACAAGAAAGACUGAGCAAAAUGGAAGGGCUUGAGUCUUUGAAGACGUCAGGAGAUAUUCUUGAGCAAUUACGAUUCCUGAUGGAUGGCUCUAGAGGUCAGAGAUUCGUUGUAAACAUAAACGUUCCAACGCAGAAUACAUCGCAGGUGUCUAGUGCAUCACCAAUAAUCUCCAGCAGCAUGAGAAAACGUCGUCACAGUGGCCCUGUGGAUCGUGAUCGAUCGAAAAGUAUCUCAAAUUGCUCUUUUCAUGGAAGAUCAGAGACAAGUCUUCAUCAGCCGUGUGACACUGUUGAAAGCACAUCCCUGGAGCAGCUGCCAGGGCAUCAGAACUCGCUCAAAGAAGCAGGAGUUGCUCCAGAGGAUGAUCGGCGUGUUCAGUGCUCCUUAACAUCAACAUCGACAGAGCCUCCUCCACCCUCUCUACUUCCUAAUACUAGUGACAACCCGGAGAGACUCUCUGGGGCUGACGAUCCAGAGAGGCAGUUGGAAUCGGUAGUCUCGAAUCAGACCUGUGAAACUGGAACAGACACAAAGGAGUUGAUGUUCUUUACCAAUACUGAAGUCCAGACAGCCCCCUGUAAGGGAUAUGACAAUUCUGUUGACCUGGUCGAUGGCCCUGUUGAAAAUUUGAGUUUACUCACAAAAGAACUCUUGAAUCGCACCGAAUUACAGGAGAGGAUAGCACAAACCAUCAACAGAACUCUCAUUCCAGCAGAGGCUUCAUUUUCUGAGAGCACUUCGGGUGAAUGCAAUACUUCGAUAAUGAGAGAGCUAGAUCAUGCCAUCAAGUCCAUUGUCAUUGAAACUGAGACAGAUCCCGUAUUUGAGCAAUUUCUCCUGGAAACGAUAGGAGAGGGUCUAGAGGGAGAGAUGAGUCCUGACGAGGACGGAGCUCCGAGUCCAGUGGGAAUUUCAGAGAAAUUAGCCCAGGAAGCCCCUCCAGGGGAAGUAAUUAUCAACAGCGUCAAGGGUGCCGGCCCCGUGGAAAUAUCAGCUGAGAAAAGUCAAGAGAAAUCGUGUUUUGAAAAUGCUCCAGGGGAAAAUACUCAUUUGUUUGUUAGAAACUCUGUUUCAUUGAAAUCAGUUCAAAUCCCAGCUGAAAAGGAUCUUGCAGCCCUGGAUGAUGUGAAUGCUGAAGCAAUUCUCAGCAUCAUCAAUGUUAAUAACACGUCGAAGGAGUUAGAUCGAAAUAAACCUAUUCCACAAACUCAAAUUCAAGGAGUUUUGUCACUUCCAGUUGUUGGUGGAGAGACUGAAGUCUCCAUGAAGAGUAACAACCACCAGCUAGAUGUAAAAUCCAAGAGAAAGAGAGUUUCAAAACCUAAACGGGAGAGAAAACCUCUGACUCCCGAGAAACAUGUUCCUGAGAAUGAGCUUGUACCAGUGCCAACAUUGAUUGUCUGUUCUCAGGAGGAGAUUGACAGUAUGAAGGUUUCAGUCAUGAGGCCCACGUCUCAAUUUGUGCCGAUAAUGCCAAAGGGGGGAAUGGUUGCACCGUUUGAUCCGACCCUAUAUUUGAGAACUGUCAAUGUAGCAAGACCGAAAGACGCUCCUGAAGCAGCUCCUGGGAAUCUUCAAUUCCUCAGAGACCCAGAACCAAUCGUAACAAAUCCUCAACACUCCAACGAACUUCAAAUUCUUCCAAAACCAUCUGGUUCAAAUGAAUCCAUUACUCUUUAUGGGCCUGAGAGUGGUGAAGCUGUAGUCCAAGCAGAUCUUCCAUCAGUCCAAUUAGAUGAGUCUAUCAGUCUCACUGGAACAGGAUUGUCUCCAUUUUUAAAGCUCCAUAAGAAACCAGCGUCAUCAUCAUCGUCUUCAUCUUCGUCAUCAUCACAAUCGCAAUCGAUGGAAUCAAAUCCACCUGGAGCUGGAGAACUGAAUAAAGAGGGAAAGAGAUUGACCGCUCAAUCAAACUCUGAUAUCUUAACUAAGAGAACUCCUAGAUCUAUCAUGAAAAGUAGAUCAAGGAAUCACAGAUUGAGUCUAUCCACACCAAGGCGUCGAAGCAGUCACAUUCGAGCACUUGACUUCAAUACCCCAACAAAAGCCAUCAAUACCAGCAGGAGAAUGAGUGAUGCUGACAAGAGCUGUGCGUUUUCUCCAAAAUCCGCCAAAGGGCUGUCAAAGGCAUGCAGAACAAGUCUCUUCAAAUCUCCACCAUUUGAGAAUGUCGCUCCUCCACAGAUGAAGAUCAAAACUCCGAGUAAACUCUGUAAAGAGAAGAUACCAAUUGCCACUAGAAGUCCAGCGCCAAAAUUGAUCGGGGGAUGGGAUAAAAUUUCUGGUGUUGGAAUGAUCAUCGAGGGAUCCUCUCAGUCAAGUUGCCCAUCGCCCGAGAAAAACACGUUUGUCAAUUCAGAUUCCGCUAUAUCACAGAUGAAAAGACCCUGGGAUUCUGAUUUGAGGUUGAAAGUUGCAGCUGACGUUCAGCCGUUGAAGGUCAAAGGAAGAGGAGAUUUACCGAAGAAAAGGGCGAGAUCGGUGAGGAGACAAACAAAUCUCAGAAAAAUAAAAGAUGCUGAAGAAAGAGGAGCUAUUGCUAAUAUCAGUGACGAUGAAGCCGCUGGAAUCUCAGCUGAAGCAGAAUUGAAUGAGCAGAUUGCGAUGAAUGAAACUCCUGGAGAUUUUCCAAACAUAGUUAAAGCCGAUGGAAUAGGCGUUGAAAAUACGGUUAAGCUAGUCGAUAAGAAAUACGAAGAGAUGAAUGUUGAAAUUUCGAAGAAGGCGACAGAAUCCCUGAAGAAGAUUUGCCAGGUUGUGACUGAGCAAGGAAUCACCAAGAAGUAUGCUAAAUUGAAGACCCUGACGACGACUGUAUCAAAAGUCGAGAUCAAGAGAGAAAAGCCUCGAACUCCUGGUGAGACACUUGAAAAAUCAUUAGAAUUUGGGAGUAUUGAUGCAUCGACUCUGCUAGAUCUGGAGACCCCUCGCAAAUUUGAUCCUAAUCUUGUGCCACCGACUCCUCGGCUCCUUAGUCCCAGCAGCAACAUGACAACUCCCUUCGCCCAAAUCAGCGAAGGCUCUGAUAAAAUCCAGACCUUCGUAUCAACUCCAGAAUUCCCACCAACUCCUAGUAUUAAUUUAACCCCAAAACAAUCAAACGAUAGCACAAUGAAUGACACCAAAAAGGAUUUCAGCUCUAGGUAUUAUCAGCCCAGUGCUGAAUUGAAGGAAGCUACGAAGACUAAUAAAAUACCAGACCCUAUAAAAAUAGCAGAAGAACCAGGAACUACGAAGAUCGACUUUCAAGCAUCAACGACACAAUUAGAGAUUACCCAGUUUGAAGUGAUCAAGGGGAAUUUACCAAAGGCACAAGCAAUCAAGGAACUGAAGCUCGCGAGAAAUGAAAGCCAAGUACAACAAGGUGUGAAUGAAAUCAGCAGCACCAAUAAAUCGUCGAGGAGUCUGGAAAGCAGUGGAACUGCUGAUGAGUCAUCAGAUAGUGAUAGUGACACGUCCUCGUCGUCAUCAUCAGGUUCAACUUCGUCUUGCUCCUGUUGUGAUACAACCAACACUUCAUCGAAGAUGUCCACGAGCAGAAAAUCUAAGAAAGCAUCUCAUAAGAUUGAGAGAAAUACUUCUACUACUACAGCUACAGUACAUACUACUGCGCCUCUCUGUACUUCGACUACAGCUGCUGUUACAAAUUUUCCUGAGGAAUGUCCUGUAGAAGUUUUAGCUGAUGAACCAAUGGAGAUUCAGCCAUCAGCAGAGGACUCGUCUAAGGAGAAUAUUGAUUCGCAAAAAAUGAAUGAAAAAUCUCCAUUGAAGGUCAUUCCUAUUACCAAGACUGAAGAGAAUCUAAAAGGAGUCGACCUCGAAACUCCAGCUAAAGAUGAGACACUUCUAGCAGAGGCUGAUAUUUCAGAGACUCCCAGCAGUUCAAAAGCUGGCAUCGAGAAUCUGACGAAUUUAAAUUCAAAAAUAUCGGCAAUUAUUAAAGAAGAUUGGAAGCCUCGAUUGUGUGGAUCACAGGGGAAACCGAGAAUCAUCUCUGUGCAGAAUCUAUCACCAACAGUGAAGCUGAGAAAAAUCUCUGACGAAGAAUUGGAAAAUGCCACCAAGGCAUUAACGGACGCCAAACUGGCGAGGGAACUCGAUGAGAAACGGCUUCGAAUGAUUAAUAAGAUAAAGUCAGAUAAUAAUUCGGGGAGAACGAGAAGCAGUCGGUCGAGGGAAACUAUUGCGAAAAAUCAGGAAUCCGUUCCCACAACGAAAUUGAAACGAGAAAAAGCCGAAGCUUCAGCGAAGAAAACAGGCACACAACCCCUGAGGAAGUCCUUGAGAAAUGCUGAGAAAAGAGCGAAGAGAGGAUUAAGUGAGCCAACAGAAGCCACAACUUCCCAGAAGAUCGAAGAGCCGAGAAAGACACAAUCCUCCAGAGAUUCCAGUGCCAAUGACGAGGGAAAUCUUCAAAUUAUGAUCUUGCCAACUAUCAAUAUUCUCUCAGGCGAUUCUCCACCGCUCGAUGAAACUAAUCCCACAAUAUCGUAUGAUCUAGAGGAAUUAGAGAUGGAAAAUAAUAAUGAGAAAGAUGUGAUUGCUGAGGGAAAAGAAAAGUGCGUAAAGGUAAAAUCUAAAGUGGACCUGGUGAAGAGAGAUUUGUUCAGCGAUGAAGAGAACACAGAUGGAAAACCAAUAAAAUCGAAAUACAAAAACUUACUGAUCGGAAAAGAAAAUGUAGAAGAUUUGGAACAGCAAGCUGUAGAGUCUGGGAACCUUCCUGGUGUUCUUGAGAGUCUUGAAUUGGUUCCUACGAACAAAAGUUCAGAGGGAAUAGAACUGGAUGUUGGGACGUACCAGCAUAUCGAAAUUUCAUUCGUUUACGACGAAACUCAACCGAGAAAAAAACGAAGAAAAAAAAUCUCCACCUUUGAUCUUCCAGAGAUAAAGGCACAGGCGUACACUCUCUCGGGAGAAUUUGUUUGGAAGAUGAUGACGUGCAUCCCCUACGAAGAGAUAUUUACGAUAACACCCACCAGGAAAAGGAGGGUUCGUCCUUUGAAGCCCAGGGCACUCAAAGAAAAACCUGUCACUACAGUUACCUCUCGAAGAAAAGGAAGGAUGCAGUUAAAGAACAGCGAGUCAGUGGUUUCUGAAAUCAAGAGUAAGCCACUGGCUACAUCAUCUCCUGUCAACAGCGAGGAGAAAAUACCAGAGAGGGUAAAGGCCCCAGCGAAGGAAAAAUCAGAGGAUAAAGUUGUGAAGCCUAGGAAGAGGAAACAAUCAGAGUCCAAUGAUUAUUGCGCCGAGAAAAAACCCCGAACAAGUAAUCCCACAGCUCUCCUCAGUGGACUAGAUAUCAAUAAAUUACUCAAUAAAGUCCAUGGAUCAGAAUCCUAGAACGACCUCCAAGAUAAUGGGCCGAGGGAAAAUGUAAUAGUGUCGAUCGAAAAAUUAACAAUAUUUCCCUCAAAAAUGGUAAUUUCAUUUUACUGUUAUCAUAACGAAGAGAUAAAAAUGCUGAGCAUUUGUUUUUGAGAAUAAUCUUAACACAUGUUGAAAUUCAUUAAUUAAUUUUUAAGAAAAUCUCAAGUAUUAUUGCCUAAUGGUAGUUGAAGACUGACUAAGUGGCAACCUGCUGGGUCACGUUGUGUAUUUUACAGAGACGAUGUAAUCGUUAAAUUUACGUAUUUCGGUAUAGGUAACUGACUAUUUACGUUAUUUACGUUAUGCAAAUAACACGUGUAAUGAAUAAUCAUUUAAUUAUUAGUAUUUUUUGUACGAGAGCAAUAAAACUCAAUUCUAUAGCAA